CGCAUUUCGGCUCGUGCCCGCGGCAGCAGCGAGGGGUGGGGCACCGAGCGACCUACAGCCGGCAGGGCUGCGCGCCGUGCGGCGCGCCCUGGCAGGUUGCUUGGAUGGCGAUGAAUCCGGCGAAUGUCUCCAACCUGCUGGAGGAGAUGGAGAACUGGGACAAGGACAAGCGCUUCAUGGCGGCGUCCGACCUCAUGCACGAGGUCACCCUCUCCAGUCAGGUGCUUGACAUACACCUGCAGAAGCGGGUCUGCUCGGCCUUCCUGAAGCAGCUCGAGGAUCAGAGCAUUGACGUGCAGGGGAACGCCGUCAAGUGCCUUGCCAAGAUUGUGUGCAAGUUCCAGGAGCAGCAGAUCGGGGAGGUGCUCGCCAAGCUCAGCCAGCUCGUGCUCGAGGGGAAGGCGGAGGUCCGCGACAUCUACGCCACGUGCCUGAAGGGCCUCCUGUCCGAGCUGCCCGCUUCGUGCAGCAAGGAGGCGUGCCAGAACGUGCUGCCGAAGAUGCCCGCCGCUCGGCCGUCCGCUCCGCUCCGCUCCGGGUGCACGGGGCAG
Prorocentrum cordatum is the source of this 551-nucleotide messenger RNA. The record is from the annotation of a GenBank genome assembly. NCBI's taxonomy places the organism in Eukaryota, Dinophyceae, Prorocentrales, Prorocentraceae.